Plenodomus lingam JN3 is the source of this 2847-nucleotide messenger RNA. RefSeq lists its product as uncharacterized. NCBI's taxonomy places the organism in Eukaryota, Fungi, Ascomycota, Dothideomycetes, Pleosporales, Leptosphaeriaceae. The record is from RefSeq and is a predicted model, not a curated record.
AUGAAUCAAGUGCCGCCAUUCACAAUCUCUCCAGUGCUCAGAGCAGCUGCUGAGCUGCGGAUCGAGGAGUUUGAACGUGUCAAAAGCUCCUUCAUACAGCGCUAUCGCAUCGAUCAGAAAUACAACAGCAGAGCAGAAUUGCUCGAGGCCAUCUCGAAACUUCUCAAAAAAAUUGAGCUAAAUGAUCCGGAAUUGCAGAACGAUGACCACGAUUUCGAUAUCGAAAAUCUCACACGCUUUGUCGAGUUAGCCCGGGAUGAUCUCUCUAUCUCCAAGCAAAAGCUCCUCAAAAUCAUGGAUCAGGUUCGAAACAGCCUUGACAAACGUCUCAAUCGUAUGGAUGUGGCCUCGCUGCACAUCAGCUUGAUGAGAGAAUCCAUGAACAUGACGAACUCCAGUACCCCUCCAGUUGCGGCAAGCAACCACGCGUCAAGCUAUGACGGAUUCGAAUUGGUGGAGAGUGAGCGGGAAGAUGUAAUAGAACAGUACAAAUCUGACGCAUACAUAACAAUUCCAGUAGACACGACUGCUAUCGAAGCCUUUCUUUGCGACAUGUUUGAAGAUCCGGUCGACCGCCAAGCCCUCACAAUACUUCGACGAGACAUGGAAUCAUACGCUGCGGAGCUCAUGGCCGACGGCUUGGAAACCGAUCAAGACAGCCUGAUGUGGACCAUUGUUGAUCUCCUCAAGAACGACCUCGUCGAUCCCAAUAAGAAGAAGGUUCUAGAGGGCUAUCUGCAAUCACCCAUUGCCCUACGGGAGUUGGUGGCCACACUGAACAUGAAGACGUAUCGUCAGUGGAACUUCCGAGGUUCGCAUGAUGGAUUGCCAAUAGCUUCUCGGAUGAAUGAUGAUGGUCAAUACUGCAUGGUAGUCGACGAAGAUCUCAUCGACAUGCUAUUCCUGCACUGCACUGCCAUGGACUGGGCGUCAAAACUCAAAGAGUGCCUCACACGACUUGUCAGCCAUUCGACAUACUUUUCCAGCAAACUGGAGAGCCCUCAAGAGAUUUGCAAGUGGGAGUACUACCUGGGUCGACACAGAAGGAUGAAGGUAAAGUCACGCUACACCACCUGUAAGAUCUGUGAGCCUGCACUGGUGCCCCCGCCACCACCACCAAUGCCUCCAAUGUCGUCGCCUCGCCCUCCAAAUAUUUACGGUAUAUCAGAACUCCGCCCGAGGCCGUAUGAUCAUGCCAUGUUACCGCCACCGCCACCACCGCCACCAGCUGGGAUAACCAUCCUGGAUAUGGAGAGACAGAUGAUAUACAAGGACAAAUUCUUCCUAUCCCAGCUUCCCACACAGGAAGACGGUCUACCGAGACUUCCCUGUCCAAAGACUGUGCAAGCGGAAAUGAUUAAGGUGUUAGCUGCUGAAGCCAGACUACGCCAUGCUUUUGACGGAAGCGUACAUUCACUCCAGCUGCGCAUCUCCAAUCUAGCCUCCUCACUUCCACACCAAACCGUCCUUUGCGUUCUCAAGUUCCUCGGCAUUCCGGAGAAUUUCCUCUUCUUCUUCGAGCGCGUGCUCGCGGUGCCUCUGCGAACAACUUCACGGAUUCCAGGUCAAGCGGAUAAGGCCGUGAAACGGGCGUGUGGAGUGGCGCAAGGCCACAGACUCGGGAUCUUUUUCAGCGAGACAGUGUUAUCGUUUCUUGAUCUCAGCGUACACAGGACGGCCGGCGGUUUUCUGUACCGCACCCAGGAUCAGUUGAACUUCGUGGGGACGUCGAGACAGACACGCCUAGCUGGGGAAACGAUGGAGCGGUUUGGCAGUAUAAUGGGACUCAGUCUCCACCCCUCGCAGGGCUCGCGCGGACUUGCCAUUGGCCUUUUGCGUCUGCAUAACGACACGGGGCUGAUGCAAGUAGACAUGCGCAAAGUGGUUGGCUACGCACACAGGACCAAGAAGAAGCUCGAUGCCUGCACCACCGUCCUCGACUGGAUUCGCACAUGGAACAAUACCAUCGGAACAUACGCAAGCCAUCUGUUCGGGCCUCUAGCCGACGGACUGGGCCACCCGCACCUCGACGCCGUCAAGACUGCGUACAAGCGCCUAUGCAGCAUUCUCUUCGACGGCGGCACCCUGACCACUCGCGUCAAGCACAUGCUACACAGCCAUAUCCCCGCGCAGCCUCGCACCACAGCGACACCCGACCCCGCGGACAUGCUCGAAGCCAUCAUGUACAUGCCCCAAGCCCACGGCGGUCUCGGGCUCAAAAACCCCUUCAUCACACUGCAGCUCGGCGACAAGACAAUGUCGGAUCCCAGGGCAGCAAUCCAAUCCUAUCUCGACAGCGAGUCGGCGUACCACGAAGUCGCGGCCCGCCAAUUCGCGGCUAUGCCGGCCCAGCUGCGCCAGCAGAAACUCGAGGAUGUGUUCAACGAGCAUGAGGAGUGCAUGGCUGCUACUCUGGGAAACGAUGGCCAUGUCUAUGCUUUCCCUACGCUGGCGGAAUUGACGGCUAGACGAGAGAGUGCCGUCUAUCCUCAUCUUUCCUUUGACGGGCCACUUGCUUACCGACAUGCCGCUGUUAAGACGCCAUCGCUCAUCACGCUCUGGCGCAGCUUACUCAACGAGCCUGUGCAUCAUAUUGAGGACGGGGCGAGAGUGAGCGGAUACAUGGCGCAGUGCUGUGACGGCGAGAGGAAGACGUGGCGGCAGCUUAGCGGGGAAGAUCGGUGGGUGCUGCAGAUGUAUAGCGAGGAGUGCUUUGAGAAAUAUGGGACGUUGAAUAUUUGGUGGGCGGAUGGUGUGCCGACUGAGGUGUAUAAGGCGCUUAGGGGGCAGGUGUGGGACCAGGGUGAGGAGGAGGAUAGUGACGAUGCAGUGUCGGAUGGGGGUUGA